AUGGUCAAGAAGCGCGCGUCCAACGGACGUAACAAGAAGGGUCGUGGUCACGUCAAGCCCAUCAGAUGCUCCAACUGCUCCCGAUGCACACCAAAGGACAAGGCGAUCAAGAGAUUUACCAUCCGCAACAUGGUUGAGUCCGCUGCCAUCCGUGAUAUCUCAGAGGCAUCUGUCUUCUCUGAGUACACAGUUCCCAAGAUGUACCUCAAAUUGCAAUACUGCGUCUCUUGUGCCAUCCACGGCAAGAUUGUCCGUGUCCGAUCCCGUGUUGGAAGACGUAACCGUGCUCCACCUCCCCGUGUUAGAUACAACAAGGACGGAAAGAAAGUCAACCCAAACCAAGCUGCCGCUAAGGCUUAG
Molecule: messenger RNA, 360 nt
Organism: Botrytis porri
Lineage: Eukaryota; Fungi; Ascomycota; Leotiomycetes; Helotiales; Sclerotiniaceae
Exons: 4
Coding region: 1-360 (119 amino acids)
Biological process (GO): translation
Cellular component (GO): ribosome; cytosolic small ribosomal subunit
Molecular function (GO): structural constituent of ribosome; mRNA binding
Source: RefSeq, a predicted model, not a curated record